AUGGCAACAAGUGGUUCUAGUCAACCAAAUGACGAAAAUAAUCAACAAACUAUUCCCGGUGAUGAAGGGUUCUUUCGUCCUGGAUAUUAUGAUCAACAUCCGCCAGCGAAUGGUUCAACACCACGAAAAUCAUUUACGAUGGUUAUUCCACCACCAAAUGUUACUGGUUAUCUUCAUUUAGGUCAUGCUAUUAUGUGUACAAUUGAAGAUACACUUUCACGUUGGCAUCGGAUGUGUGGUGAUACUGUUCUUGGGGUCCCUGGAUGUGAUCAUGCUGGUAUAGCAACACAAGUUGUUGUUGAAAAGAAAAUUAUGCGUGAACAAUAA
This is a messenger RNA of Rotaria sp. Silwood2, 327 nucleotides long. The record is from the annotation of a GenBank genome assembly. NCBI's taxonomy places the organism in Eukaryota, Metazoa, Rotifera, Eurotatoria, Philodinida, Philodinidae.